UAAGCAUCUAUUCUAUUUCUCCGUUGAGUUUGUAAUGGAUUUCAAAUGUUGGAUUUUUGUGUGGACAAUAAUUUGUUGUCGCCCACAUUUCGAAGGUGCUGUAUUUGGAUUUUCUGGAUUUUACGAGGACAAUGGAGUAGAUCAGACGAUUUAUGAAAGUACCAUGGCACGCGACGAUAUCCAUAAAAUCAGAGAACAUAUUUUGGAAAUGGUUGGAUUAAAUAAUCGACCGUAUCCCGAAGGCAACUAUAACAAAACAAAUCUGCCGUAUAAAAAAUCUCAUAAAUCCGUUCCCAAAUUCCUAUGGAAGAUUUAUAAACACUUGAACGAAGAUGAAAAUACGCAAAUACUUCAAAAUGAUAUCAGGCAAAAUUCAAUGAAUGGAAACGAUGAGAUUACGGACGAACAUGCUCAAAUUAUCAAGAAAAGUGACACCAUUAUGACUUUUCUAAACAAUCGUGAUGCAUUUCCAAAUCCAAAAAAUGAAACCCGUUUGACAUUCGACUUAUCUGAAGUUUCGCUUGAUGGCAUUACAUUAUUAAUGAGUGAGUUUCAUCUUUACAAACGGCCAUUACCAGAGAAACACUUGGCUUCGAAACCAUGCUUGAUCACCGUAUAUGCAACGACUGUUGUGGAUGGGGCUAAAGAAUUGCAUGUUAUACAAACGGCUAAAACUACAGUCGGUUUUGAUGGAUGGAUCCAAAUGAAUUUCACCACAAAGCUAAGUGAAUGGAUAACAAAAAAAGAGUCGAGUAACUUGCUGUAUAUAAGAAUUGAAUACGAAGACGAAAUGGGCCAUUGGGAGACGCCAUCUAUUAGUACCAAUUUCUUACUCUGCUAUUCAGAUAAUGAGCUACAGCCCUUUAUCACUGCCUAUUUUGAAAGUGAAAAUCCCGACGGUCAUGUUUUGAAGCAUUCGUCGUUGAAGAAAGUGCCAGCUCCCAGUACGAAUCGUCGUUCAAAGCGCGAUACUCAACAAACAUCGACAAAGAAGCCGAAAAAACAACGACGCCUGCAAGAUGAUGCAAAGUCAUUGCGAUUAAAUCAAUUGCUUAAUGCCGAUAUUAAACCUGAUAAAACGUACAGAAGUUGUUCACGCCAUGCAUUAUACAUUAGUUUUAAGCAGUUAAGCUGGGAUGACUGGAUUUUUGCACCAGCCGGAUAUGGCGCUUAUUAUUGUGCGGGUACAUGUAAUUUUCCGUUUCAGCAUGAUACAGAAGUAACGAUUCAUGCCAUAGUUCAAGAAGUGGCUCAUCUCUUACAAGAUCAUCGCAUUCCGAAGCCUUGUUGUGCCCCGUCGAAGUUGCAACCAUUAUCUCUACUUUAUAUGCAAAACGAAACCAGUGCUAGCAUUAAGAAACACAAAGGAAUGAUUGCUACAAAAUGCGCUUGCCAAUGAAUAAGAAAUGUACAAAAAAAAAACAACAAAAAAAUGAUUAUUAUUAUUAAUACUUUACUGAUUAUUGAUACUUUAAUUAAUUUAAUUCUCGUUUUAAAUGACAUAUUUUUCAGAACAAAACACAACACAUCGACCAUCAAUUUGUUUGUUAAUGGCAAUAUUUUUACUUUUAAAUGCAAAUUAUUUUGAUUAAUGUAUUGAAUAAUGUGAAAAUGUAGUUGAUUUUCUAACUUGGUAGCUAAUUAAUAUGAUUGAUGCACACUGAUGGUGAUGAACGGAGGAGAACAACAUUUUGAUAAUUAAAUUUAUUUUUUCAAACUAUUGUA
Messenger RNA from Contarinia nasturtii (swede midge), 1725 nucleotides. RefSeq names its product protein 60A-like. The transcript is spliced from 5 exons. Gene Ontology annotation, molecular function: cytokine activity; growth factor activity. Bases 35 to 1399 code for a protein of 454 amino acids. NCBI's taxonomy places the organism in Eukaryota, Metazoa, Arthropoda, Insecta, Diptera, Cecidomyiidae. The record is from RefSeq and is a predicted model, not a curated record. Gene Ontology annotation, biological process: SMAD protein signal transduction; BMP signaling pathway. Gene Ontology annotation, cellular component: extracellular region.